CAUGAGUCGUCUCCCUCACCAGCUGGUCUCGACGCUCCAUUAAAGAAGCAGAGCGCGUACCGGCGGCGAAGCGUUGAACUUUGGUCCCUUCUUCUCAUUCGCCACUUGCGCCUUCUCACUCUCUUUCUCUCUCUUUCUCUCAUUCGUACGCCUUCGCCUGCGGGGAAAAGUUUCAAGCUUUUUCGCGGUCUCUCGCUCAAUCCCGGAUUGUCCUCAUGGAAAUCGAAGAAAUCGGGGAACUCGUUCCAUCUUCUUCCGCUUCGGUUCAUAGGUGGAAGUACGACGUGUUCGUGAGCUUCAGGGGCGGGGACAUAAGGAAGAAUUUCGCGGCCCACCUCUUCCACGCGCUGAAGCAGGCGGGGAUCUACUACUUCGCGGACAAUGAAAAAGAGGAGACAGGGAUUCUCAUUGAGGGCAAGCUGCUCGACGCGAUUCGCCAUUCGAGGGUUUCUCUCGUCGUGUUCACUGCCAACUACGCCGACUCGCGGUGGUGCUUGAACGAGCUGGUGGAGAUCCUGGAGUCGCAACAGGAGGUUCAGAGAUCAUCAGGGUCAUGUGGUUAUGCCCAUUUUCUACGAUGUUGAGCCACGCGACGUUCGGAAACAGAGCGGGCAAUUCGGGGAUGGUUUUAAAAAGCGUUUGGACACCCAAACGGACGAUUUGCUGGUGCAGAAGUGGAGGGAUUCGCUUAAAGAAGCUGGGAAUUUGUCAGGACUGCAUUUGAAAAAUGAUGCUAAUGAGUAUUCACAGUUGCAAUAUUUACGUCUAAUUAUGUUUUCUCUAUGAAAUUGUCAGUUACCGUUCCUUUGUGGAAUGGGGGUUGAGAAAAAGUGGUGUCACAAAGUCAUAAAAGACGGACUUGCCUGAUAAAUUUCAACUGGGUACAUUUAGAUUAUCCAACUGAAUACUUGACUUCGGUGUCAGGCUACACUAGAGAAGAUUCUUGUCAUGUCAUCAACUCUCUUACCUUCCACAGCAAUAAGAGGGCACAUGGGCCAAUUGGCGAGGAGAAAGGGAAGUUUUUCAGUUUUCCACAAGUUAAUGGAAAGAUCAUUGGUUUUCAUGGAAGGGCCAUUUGGAAAUGGGAAAAACCGAUGGGAUGAUGGCAAGCAUGCAGAUAUCAGACAAAUUGUUGUAGUCUCUGGCUCUGCAAUUGAAUCUGUUAGUUUUGCCUAUGAGGAGGGUCCUCCUUUCAGACACGGUACAACUCAUGGUGGCAAAAGAAACACGAUAAAUCUAGACUGGCUAACUGAAGUUCUUAUUUCAGUUUCGGGAUAUAUUGUGAAUGAUUUUGGUUCUACUGUCAUCCAUUCACUCACAUUCCAAAGCAAUAAAAGGACAUAUGGACCAUUCGGCACUGAAACCGGAAGGAAGUUUUCAUUUCCAGCAACUGGUGAAAAGAUUAUUGGAUUCUAUGGGAGUUCUGGUUCCCAUCUUGAAUUUCUAGGAGCAUAUUUGGAACCAAUCUCUCAUCUAUACCUGAUCAAGUGUGUUGGACCAUUUGGGGGCCAAGGUGGACACUCUUGGGAUGAUGGAAAAAUCAAUGGAGUAAAGAAAAUAAAGAUGAUGUUAGAAGAUGAUGUCAACUACAUCUCGUUUGACUAUGAUGAUAAUGGUGAAUCUAUUUGCUCCUCUGCACAUGGUAACGAAGACGGAAGUAGUAUCCAUAUGGUUGACUUGAAUUACCCUCAUGAGUUCUUGACCUCGCUAUCAGGAUAUAUCAGACAUGACUGUUCUGUUAUUCAAUCACUCACGUUCGAAAGCAAUAAAAGAAGGCUUGGACCUUUUGGUAAGGAAGAAGGGAACUUUUUUGGCUGUGCAUUGACAUGCAACAAGAUAAUUGGCUUUCACGGAAGGUCUGGUAUCCAGCUUGAUGCGCUGGGAGUCUACUUUGAACCAAUUUCUGAUCUUUGUCUCUUGAAAUCCAUUGGGCCAUUUGGAGGAGAAGGUGGCGAUCCAUGGGACGAUGGACAUAGCACAGGUGUGAGAAAAAUAAUUGUAAAAUGUGGAUUAGUUAUUGACUCCAUUGCUGUUGAGUACGUCAAGAAUGGGUCUGUGGUUCAGGGCCCUAGACAUGGUGGAGAUGGAGGACAUCUAACGCAUGAGAUUAAACUUAAUUAUCCUGGAGAAUACUUGACAUCAUUUUCUGGUCACUUUGAAUCUUAUCGGGGGCAGAUUAUUAUUCGCUCCCUCACAUUUCAGAGCAAUGAAAUAACUUAUGGGCCAUUUGGUCAGGAGAUUGGGAACUACUUUUAUUUUCCAUCAAUCGGUAAAAAGAUCGUCGGGUUUCAUGGGCGGCCUAGACGUUGGGUUGAUUCACUUGGAGCACAUUUUGAGCCUUGA
Molecule: messenger RNA, 2343 nt
Organism: Eucalyptus grandis
Lineage: Eukaryota; Viridiplantae; Streptophyta; Magnoliopsida; Myrtales; Myrtaceae
Product: agglutinin
Exons: 6
Coding region: 949-2343 (464 amino acids)
Molecular function (GO): carbohydrate binding
Source: RefSeq, a predicted model, not a curated record